AUGUUGAGAUCUUCCCGGGUUCAGAUCUUAAGUGGUUUUCAACGAUGUUUGUCGCAUAGAAAAACGGCUUUUGGAGCAUUUUCUGCGGUUGAUUUUGACGUGUGCGAUGCCCAAGAAGAUUCGGAGUUGGAUUCCGCUACUGGUUUUAAAAAUCAAGGUUUUUUAGUAAAUAGAACUGAUGCGGGUGGUGUGACAGUUUUGGAUUGGAAAGAUUUGAGUAAUGGUGAGAGAUCCAGCUCUUCCUACCGGGACUCAAAAGGUAACCCUUUGCAAGGUGAAAACGCUAAAGAGGCCAGACUCCAAAGAGAAACGCUUAUCGGCAAAGCACCGGAUGCACAAAUCAAGUUGAACCCUGACGUUUCCAAAGCUAUAAACGAUCAUAUCUUGAGCUUACAUGUUCCUAACAAUUUGCGAAGAAUGGCUGCUCAAUAUUUCAUAGGAUUAGAACAAUCCAAAUUGCAUAGAGCCACUGCAUCUCCGUCGGAAGUUGAUGCUCAUAUUUCGACGGUUUUUUUGCAAAACUAUGGUGCCAUUUAUCAAUCCUUGCAGGAACUAAAAAAGCGCAAGGGACAGCUUUUCAAUCCCAAACGAGUGCUUGACGUGGGAUUCGGGCCUGCUACAGGCAUGGUGGCCUUGAAUGAUUUGAUGGAUGAAAGUUUCCGCCCCGAGGUAAAAGAUGCCGUUAUUUUAGGGCAUAUUGAUAUGCAGAAAAGGGCCAAAAUUAUUCUCAGUAGACAGGUAAGCGAGCUACCGAGUGUUGCAGAAAACCGUGAUGACGGUGUUAUGGAAGAUAGCACGCCAGAAGAUGAUAUAGAAUUGGAAAAUGAAUUGGUUGGAGAAGUUAUGACGAAAAAGAUUAAAAUAGCUACAAGACUUAGUGGUAGGGUUCCCGGGUUGAAGCAGUAUGAUUUAAUCAUCUUAACCCAUCAGUUACUGAAGUCAGGGCAUAAAUUCCCACUGGAAAUUGACGAAAAUUUGGAUCAUUACUUGAGCCUUCUUUCACCAGGCGGACAUUUGGUUCUGGUUGAAAGAGGCAAUCCAUUGGGGUUUGAGACCAUUGCAAGAGCACGUCAAAUCAUGUUAAGGCCAGAAAACUACCUUCAAGAAGGCGGCAAAAUUCCUCGGCCUUGGGGAAAAAAUCAAACAAGUGCAUCGGUACUUGAUGAUAAAAGCCAUACGGACGCGUCAAGCGUGACAAACUCUGCUCCCACUCCAGAGCAAUGUGAGCUCGAACCCGAAUUCAUGGCAAGCUUGAGAGAAGUUUAUAAAGAAUCGCCACCAUUUCAUCUCAGUGUUAUAGCCCCAUGCCCACAUCAUAGAAAGUGUCCCCUCCAAGUGGGUAAACCGCAAUACUACGAGUUUAAGGAAGGCAGAAAUUUGAAGUUCUGCAACUUCCAGAAAUCUAUUCAGCGUCCCAAGUUCAGCUUGGAAUUGAAGAAGGGUCGCAUCUUAGCAACACCGUGGCAGAGCAAGGAAGAAGGAAUUGGCGCGAAGGGCUUGGCACGAAGUGGCAGUGGACGGCCCAACGGACGAGAUUUUGAAAUUUUAAAUUACUCUUACCUAAUUAUGGAACGUUCAAAAACAGACGUUGCGACAAUUCAAGAAAUUGAGAGACAACGGAGAGAUAAUGAUUGGGACUUCAAAGUAGGUUCGCUGGGCGACAGAACGCCCAGUACCUGGCCUAGGAUUCUUAAUAGUCCCCUAAAGAGAAAGGGACACGUCACUUUGGAUCUCUGUGCCCCAUCGGGACACUUGGAAAAGUGGACGGUACCACGCUCAUUUUCCAAAGAAGUCUACCAUGAUGCCAGAAAGGCCAGUAAGGGUGAUUUAUGGGGUUUGGACGCCAAGAGUAAAAUUGAAGGAAUGGGAAAUCUCGACGUAAAGAAGUUUGAACAAAUCGAGAAGGAUAAAAUUAAAGAGCUGAAGAAGGCAGAAAAAAGAGAAGACAGAGAAUUGCGCGAAGCCGUCAACGCGGUGGAUUACGGGUUUGACCAAGAGUCGCCAUUGAACUCAGUGGACCUGAUGGCGGCUCUAUAUGGCGCUGAGUUCGACAAAGGUAAAAGGAAAAAAGCCGCGAGCAUUGGCAAUGGUCAAGAUUGA
Messenger RNA from Lachancea mirantina, 2100 nucleotides. The record is from the annotation of a GenBank genome assembly. Lineage: Eukaryota; Fungi; Ascomycota; Saccharomycetes; Saccharomycetales; Saccharomycetaceae.